This is a messenger RNA of Sinocyclocheilus rhinocerous, 405 nucleotides long. Its product is annotated as kelch-like protein 26. The transcript has 2 exons. Gene Ontology annotation, molecular function: protein binding. The coding region runs from base 71 to 310 and encodes 79 amino acids. The record is from RefSeq and is a predicted model, not a curated record. Lineage: Eukaryota; Metazoa; Chordata; Actinopteri; Cypriniformes; Cyprinidae.
AUUGAGCAUGGUUAGCGGUAAUUUGGGCUACUACACAUGAUGACCGUCCUCAUCCUCAUCCUUGCUGAGCAUGGCGGAGUUAGAUGGUGUGGAGUUCUGUGCGAAUCGAGCUCAAAGCAGCAUGGCUAACAACAAGAACAGCACACUCCGUUGUACUUUCUCGGCCCCCAGCCACAGCAACACUCUCCUGAGGGGACUGUCUGUGUUACGCGAUCAAGGUCAGUUGCUGGAUGUGGUUCUGGUCAUUGACAACGAGCGCUUUGAGGUUCACAAAGCAGUUUUGGCCUCCUGCAGUGACUACUUCAGGUGAGACAUUACACUGUUUGUUAACACCAGCCAGUUGUAAAUGGCGAGAUUAAUAAAAUAAGUUACAAGGUUAAUCCUUUUUCUUAGUUCAAAUGAACA